Molecule: messenger RNA, 5844 nt
Organism: Dromaius novaehollandiae (emu)
Lineage: Eukaryota; Metazoa; Chordata; Aves; Casuariiformes; Dromaiidae
Gene: CIB3
Product: calcium and integrin binding family member 3
Exons: 6
Coding region: 346-909 (187 amino acids)
Biological process (GO): calcium ion homeostasis
Molecular function (GO): calcium ion binding; magnesium ion binding
Source: RefSeq, a predicted model, not a curated record
AGAAAGAAUGAAAAAAAUACAGUCCAUGACAUCUACCUACUGCUUCAAAGACACAAACAAGAAGCUAUUAGUUAUUUGGCUAAAUACUGUAAUAUGAGUCUCUGUGGUGCACAGAGGAGACAGGUGAGUGAUGCUGGGUAAGAGCCUUAAGUAGCCAGACUAAAGAUUUGAUGAAAUGCUCCUAUUAUGAUUCUUUGUAGCCCAUGCAAUAGGGAAGCUGGUUACCUGAUCCCCUGCUACCUGAACCUCAUUGUUGCAGCUUUUAAUAUCUGGAUAUCCAGACCUCCUAUAAAGGUAACUUUGAGGGAAGAAUGAUGGGACAAGAAUCAGCACGCAGAGGCAGAAAUGGGCAACAAGCAAACCAUUUUCACUCCAGAGCAACUGGAUGCAUAUCAGGACUGCACAUUCUUUACAAGGAAAGAAAUUCUGAGACUGUUUUACAGAUACCGAGAUCUAGCCCCCCAGCUAGUUCCCCUCGACUACACAGAUAAACCAGAUGUGACACUUCCCUAUGAACUCAUUGGCAGCAUGCCAGAGCUGAAGGACAAUCCGUUCCGCCAGCGGAUAGCAGAGGUUUUCUCGGAGGAUGGAGAAGGCAACAUGACUUUGGAUGAUUUUUUGGACAUGUUUUCAGUGCUGAGUGAAAUGGCUCCCAGAGACUUGAAAGCGUAUUAUGCUUUUAAAAUUUAUGAUUUUAACAAUGAUGAUUACAUAUGCAAAUCAGAUCUGGAGAAAACAGUUAACAAAUUAACCCGAAACGAGCUUACCCCAGAAGAAGUUAGCCUUGCAUGUGACAAGGUCAUUGAUGAAGCGGAUCUGGACAACGAUGGCAAACUUUCUCUGGAAGACUUUCAGCAUAUGAUAAUACGAGCUCCUGAUUUUCUCAGUACAUUUCACAUUCGAAUCUGAAAUUAGUGAAAUAUAGAGAUGGAAGUGCUUCUUGAGCCUGCAGUAAGCUUGUUUCACCUGAGGUUACUGUCCAUGAGAGAAGAAAAUGAGAGCAUCAAAGAGGACAAUUUUAGGUGAACCAGUCAGAAGAUUUUGUCUCCUGUUCACUGCUUUAAAAGGAACAAUUCAUCACACUCUUCAUCAAGAUUUCCCUGUAAUUUAACAAAACGUGUAUGUUUCCAUAAAAUUGUCUACUCCAUUCCCCUCCUCCAGCUAGAACACAUCUGACCUUGACAGUGAUAUGGUAAAUAAUUUUUAAAGCUCAGGUAUUACCAGGUACUAAAGGAACUUGUAUCAAAUUAUACCUUCUAAAAAAGUUUGUAAGAAAAUACCUUAUUAGUUAAAACAAACCAACCAACCCCCCCAAAAAAACCCAUGCUUGCUACAGACUAAAACUAUAUCCAGGAAUCAUAGACCAUGCCCUACUGUCCUAUUUUUCCCCCAAAGAAGAUUCUAGCUGUAAUUUAGGAAAAAUACAUUGCUAUUUAAAGAACUUAGUUUUCCUAAAAAUUGUGCACUGAGCACAUGCUCAGCUGAGGUUUUGAAUUCCUGAGAAUCCCACCUAUCUUGAAAAUAGUUCUAAAACCAUUACAAUUAAUAGAAAUUGUGUAACCAGCUCCUCUGAUCUGCUUUAGAAGUCUCAGCACAUGUCCAGUGAAUCAAUUUGUGAAAGUAUGCUAGUGGUGUGUCACAGAAAUAUAUUACAGGUUCUGGGAAGGACAUAGGGAAGACCGGUAUCUAUUUCAGCCAGUCAAGUGAUUCCCUUUUCUAUGUCAAGCAUGUAAAAAAGCUGCUAUAAGUUAACAGGAAAAUCACUUACAUGAAAAAAUUCACAGCUGUUUCUCAGCUGAUACAUAAAUUAGGUGAUGGUCCCAAAAGAACCAGAUAAACUAUAGAGAGUUUGCCCCCCUGCCCCCCCCCCCCCAAAAAAAAAGAGUGGGUACUUGCAGAGAAACACUGGAAGAACUUGACAAAUUUAUUCAGUUAAACUAGCUUCAUUGCUAAAUUUUUCUUAGAACAGAACAGAAAAUUAAACUUUAUUCUUCAGAAGAUUUUUCUUUUUCCUAGAUAGCUGGAAAAGUCAACACACUUAUUAGGAGAAAAGAAGAGCCUACCCCAGGUUCCUGUUCCUCUGUUUCUAUUUUUAGGAACACCUUAUUUUCCACAUGAGAAUCUAUAUGCAUGAAUGAUGAACAGGACUGACACACUAAAAAAAGUUUCUUUUAAAAUUCUCUUUUCAUAAGAAGUUUAUUUAUGCAGUGCUCAGGGUCCUGUACAACAGAGUAAAAACAUACAUACUGUAAUAAACAACAGUCUUGCUUUUAAUACAAACAUGAAAACCAAUGAGAAGUGUUUAAGAAAGCAGCUGUAAUGUGGAAAGGGUGGCAGCCAAAAAGUGAUGAUUCUAAAAACAGUUUACAGUUGCUUUUUAAAAUCCUGGGAUGCAUUAAUUUCCCUUUGAAAAAAAAUUAUUACUCCCAACUUACGCUCAACUUAGAGCAGAUGACUCCUGCAGAAAGGCUAGAGAGACUAGCCUGCUAAACUGUUACCUACAGAAACAAAAUCUCCAAUGGUGAGUGAAAGAAAGGGGGCAAAGAAUAAGACAGCCUGAAAUAAUCAGACUGCACGUUACCAUCAACGUUCAAUUGAACAGAUUUUCAUUACAUCUAUAAAUGAAGACAUAAGUUAGUCAUCAUUCUUUUCCAUCCCCUAUGGACUUCCAGUACAAAUGGAAACUGUCGUCUAAGCAGCCAUUUGUCCAUUUCCUCUCUAGCAUACAACCCAGCCGUUUCAUGUCUAAGAGGACAAGAAAUCAUGGUAGCUUUUGAGCAUGAGCAUCAGCCAAAGACACAGCCACCACCACAACAAUAAAACCCCUAACAAUUGUCAGCAAGAUCAUUAACAUCCCACAUGAAAGCAGAGAUCAAAUAAUUUUCAGCAGCAGUAAGGAGACUUACAAUAAUCCAUAGGAUUUAUAAAUCUGAGGCUGAAAGUCUGAUGCUGGCAUAAGGCUCUGAUGUCAUGAAACACUGGAUGUGCCUAUCAGCACAGGAACUAGACAACGGAAGUGUUAAAAUGGCAAAGUGUUAAAAGGGCAGUUCCACCUUUCAUUGACAGGUAAAGUACUGACAGGUCUGCUCCAAGAAGUUUGAAGACUAUCUGGAACAUUGCAAGCAGCCUCAAAAAUAAGGUCAACCACAGAAUUCUGUGAUGCUCAUUAAAUUAAGGGAAUUUGAGAACAUGCUCAAAAAUAGGUUUGUUCCUCUACAAACCAAGCAUCAAUUGUUAACUGAUUACCUAGUAUUUUAGUGGUAUUUAGACACCAAGAAUGUGUAGCAAGCACACUGUUAGCUUUUCAGAUCUGUUUAAACUACUCAGUUUUAUAGAUUUGGUAUUGCAGAUGUUUCCCUCCUUAGUUAAAAAAGGCUUACAUGUAAAUACAUUACUGUUAUUCAGUCACACGGUACCUCUUUUGGUCAUUGUUUUCAUAGCAGUCAUACUUGAAAAACCACCAUAAUUUAAUUAUGCGAUAGGAACAUCAACUACAUAUUGUACUUAUCCAAGAUUUGACGUCAGUAUUUAGCAACGCAUAGCCAAGCAUUCCUGUCUUAUGUUUGCGUUCUAGUUUUCAUAUUGCUUACAUUGAUUUAAUUUCUAUGUAGAAUCUGUAUAGCCUAGAAGUACAGUGAUGACAGUAGGUCACAGUAACUGCAUAAAACUUCCUGAGAUUGGGCAAUAAUGUAGUUUUCAUUCAGUUCAUUUUGUAAAAGGAAAUCAUGCUAUAAAUUAGGCAUACAAACAUGUGCAACAACCAGCAUAACUUUAAACAAAAGGUAUUCACAGACAAAGAGUUAACCUUUAAUGCAAAAGAGUAACUUAAAAUUUAGAAAAUGGGGAGUGAAAAACCAUAAUUCCAUCCUACAAUUUUUUCCCACUUGUGAAUUAAUACAGUCUUUCUCUCUCCUCUCUAGACAAGUUAUUGAUUUAGAUGCUGUCAAUAAACAACAGCCAGUAUCAUGGUGGGCAGCCUGUGAUAUCAACUUAAGACUAACCACUUAUUUUCCAGUCACUUUGGAAGAAUUAGACUGACUGCAACAUCUGGCUACAUUAAGGUAAAAGAAAGAUGGAUGUGAGACAAUUCACAUUUACUGCUAAGCCAGAAACAAAUCAAACAUAUCCCAUUUUGUGUACGAAAACGGCAUUCAGACCAUGCCCUAAUUACCUCCCCGAUUCUACCCCAACAAUUGCUUGAAGCAUAUGCAAAGUCUCUCAAAAAGCAUCCUUAUCUCGAAGUAGUAUUGCUUGUCCAAUUUAAAAGUGUAGUUAACACAGAGCUAUAAGCACAUACUGACUAGAAGGCUCCUCAGUAGCUUAACAUGAUUGUUUUAUCCUACAAAUACAUCUACAUGUAAUUCACUGUGGCUCAUGUUCACCAAGAAAAAAUAAAAACCAAAACCCCACCACCAUGAGGUUCUGGAAAGUUUUAUAUGAUUUUAAACAUGAACAGAGCUCUUUGUAACCUCCUAGCUAUUAAAAAAAGUUGGUGGCAUAUAAAAUGCAUUUUUAUAAACCAGUAAGUUACAUGGUGAAAUUUCCUUUUUGUAUUUGAUUUUGGAAAACAGGCAGUAUUCCUGUUGAGCCCAAUUGCAUGCUGAGGAUUUAUAAAGAUUAAUUAUGAAUCUGAUAGAUCUUUAACUACAGUAGCACUUAUGAGUGCUCCUAUGAGGCCAGAAAUAAUACCACAAACUUGAAGAAAAAACUGGUGAGUAAAUUCAUUAGCUUUAAAAUGAGCUUUAAUUUUACCCUUAAGUGCAGUUGUCAAUGUAAACAAAGCAUGUUAACAAUUCCAGUGAGUUGCAGGACACAGCUGAUAUGUUCAUUUGGAUUAAAUAUACCAUUAUUCCAAUUACUUGACAGCAGACUUCUAAGCAGAUUGCUCUUACUGGCUCCUUUUAUCAACCUAAUUAGAGUCAGGCUUACAGCCUCUGAACUGAGAGCAACUAGCUACGUAGGAGCUUUCCUAGGCUGCUCCAUUUUAUACAUUGGAAUGUAAUAGACUGUGUUUAGAAGAAUAAAUACACAGAAUAUUUUCAUUGAAGACUAAACAUCAUUUGCAGUGAUGCACACUAAGAGGUUUGUUGCUGCUUUAAAUCUGAAAUGAUCAAUGCAUGGCAGCAAGGCAAAUCUCCGUUUAAAAAAGUUUGUUUUCAGAAAGUGUUCAUAUGUGCAACAUUUAUUUGCAUAUGUGAGCAAGUGUGCAUGAGAACACACAACUGGAAGCAGUGCAAUACAUUUUCUUCUCACAAAUUAUAACUAGCCACUACAUCAUGACAGAUCUGGAGUCAUUCUCAACUGGAGAAGGAAUAGCUGUCCACUAAUGUUAUGAAUUUUGAGGAAAUGUCCAUAUCCAAACCAUGGUCUGUUUUUCUAAAAACAGACUACAGAUCACUUGCACAGAACUAGAUUGUAGAUAUCUCUUGUUAAACAUGUCUAAAUGUGUGGAUUAUUUAAUCAAGCAUGGUCAUCUCUAACAUGAAGAAAAUAAUUCCCAAUUACAUGGAUCUGUUAUAUUUACAGCACACUUUGGUUUUUUAAAAAAAUAGAGAUUCCUUUGAGGAUUUUUUUUUUUACUCCAAUUGUACCUGUGGAUUGUCUAGAAUAAUGGAACUGAAUAAGUAACAGGCAGAUAAAGGAUUUUCUCUGCAAUAGCAAAAAGGUGGAGAUGUGGAAAGCUUCCUCCUACCUUCGGAAAAGGUAUAGGCCUGUACUGUUUGCGUAAGUGCAUUUAUUUGAUGUUUGGAUGCGAUUGUUCUAUAUGCAUCUGUAGACAUGGAUAUGCACAUGUAUCAUGUACACAUACCAGUACUUUAUUAAUAUUGGCAUUUCAGUUUCUUA